Molecule: messenger RNA, 1125 nt
Organism: Aedes albopictus (Asian tiger mosquito)
Lineage: Eukaryota; Metazoa; Arthropoda; Insecta; Diptera; Culicidae
Exons: 5
Coding region: 145-654 (169 amino acids)
Source: RefSeq, a predicted model, not a curated record
AAUAUUUUGAGUGAGAUUUCUGACCAUCAGCUCGUCGCGGCGGCAGUAAAAGUUUUUUGUUUAUUCGUUUUAUGCGCUUAUUUCUUAGACUAAACUUUUUUAAACUUCAAGUAGUUAAUCAGUUACACAAGAUAACUCCUCAAAAUGGUUUGGCUGGAAUCGUGCUGGUCUCCAUGCAUCUGGUCCAAUUCGGUUAAGUCCGGAAGCUACGCGAUUGCCGCUUACACUGUGGCAAUGUGCAUUGUGCUAAUAACCAUGACUGGUUAUAUGCUCGCGGGCGGAGACUCUUCACAGCUCUAUUCUCCGCUGUUCGAGACAGACAUUCGCGACUCGAUGCAGGUCGUUGGAGGAUUCUUCAUUGCGUACUUCCUUUUGCUGAUCCUGUCGGCCUUUGGUAUUUGCUACUCGCUGAAGACAACGACCCGAGGCUGGAUGCUUCCCUGGUUGACCUUGUUCGGAGUGGCCAUUCUGUUCCAGUUCGUGUUUGGACUGUGGUUGAUCGGUGGUUACUAUAUCUACCUUCAACAAACACUGUCCAGUUUGAUCCUGUGGGUAUGGAUGGCGUACAAUAUCUACUGCUGGAUGUGCGUAUACUCGCAGUAUCAAAUUUUCGUCGACAUGCAGUCGCCAAACAUUGAACUGCUGAUGCCUUAGAGAUUUAACACACUUCCACACAAACAGCCAGUUCAUUUACAAGAUUUGACCAAACAUGUAGCAACUACUUACGUGCAUACGUAUUAAUGCUACUCACAUCGUUUAGAGGAGUAGUAAUGCGCACAACUGGAGGAAAACGUUUGUGGCCCAUUUUGGACAUGCGUUUUUCAAGUUUCGAUUCUCGAAGUGCCUUGGACCAUUCAUUCCGUCGAUGGUAUUUAUAGAUGUAGGUUUUUUUUUACAAGUAGCUGACACUAAUAUAUAGGAUUAAUGUAAUCAAGAUCAAAAUGAUUUUUUAUAAUAUCAAUCCAUAGUUGUAUUUUAUGGAGAUUAUUCAAAUGAUGUUAUCAUUAACGAUUUUGUACCUCUAUGUACGGACUAUUUAAAUAUGAUUCAUUGAUUUUUAGUAAUCUCUCGAUAAUAGAACUGAAUCUCAGUUGUACUGCCUAUGAUCGCAUAUCAGUCCCAUAU